Penicillium coprophilum is the source of this 1263-nucleotide messenger RNA. Its product is annotated as succinate--CoA ligase subunit beta. The transcript has 7 exons. Gene Ontology annotation, biological process: tricarboxylic acid cycle; succinyl-CoA metabolic process. Lineage: Eukaryota; Fungi; Ascomycota; Eurotiomycetes; Eurotiales; Aspergillaceae. Bases 1 to 1263 code for a protein of 420 amino acids. Gene Ontology annotation, molecular function: metal ion binding; succinate-CoA ligase (ADP-forming) activity; ATP binding. The record is from RefSeq and is a predicted model, not a curated record. Gene Ontology annotation, cellular component: mitochondrion; succinate-CoA ligase complex.
AUGAUUACCUGGCGCUCAAUCACACGUACCUUCCAACGACACCACAUCCUCCCCAGAGCCCAAGUUCGGCACCUAAGUCUGCUAGAGCACCAUUCCUACAAUCUACUCAAAGAAUUCAAACUACCAGUUCCACCAGGAUUCCUAGUUACAACCCCAGAACAAGCCAAGAAUGUCGUCUCCGAUAUCAAUGGACCAUCAGUGAUAAAAGCCCAAGUCCUAGCCGGCGGACGCAGAAAAGGCAGAUUCAACAGCGACGGCAAAAGCGGCGUGCGAAUGGUCAACUCACCUAGCGAAGCUUUCAAAAGUGCCACCAACAUGCUCGGCUACCGCCUGAAAACGGCACAAACUUCGGAAGACGGACUUCGCGUCGACAAGCUCUACGUCUACAAAGCCAUAUCUAUCGCACAGGAAUUCUACAUCGCAAUCACAUUCGAUCGACAGCGCACCUCGCCAGUACUACUGAUUUCCUCGUCGGGUGGAACAAACAUCGAAUCGAACGUCGACAAUCUCCAUAAACUCUGGUUCGGACUUUCUACUGGUAUCACCGACGAAAUUCACGCGUAUGUCCAAGCAGAACUUGGAUUCUCAGAUGCCGAAAUGAAGGAUAUACACCGGAUCCUGGUGCGGAUGGUACAAUUGUUCAAGGAGAAAGAUGCAACGCUGGUUGAGCUGAAUCCGCUGGUUCGCACGGAUGACGGCGAGUUUGUUUGUCUGGAUGCCAAGUUCGGGUUUGAUAAUUUAGCCAGGUAUAGACAGAAGGAGAUAUUUGCGUUGGAGGAACGAUCGCCGGAAGAAGAGGAGGAGUAUCAGUUGGCGGAAUUGGGACUUUCUUAUGUGCGGCUUGAUGGGAAUAUUGGGAAUAUUGUGAAUGGGGCUGGGCUGGCGAUGGCGACUAAUGAUCUUAUUAGUCUGUAUGGAGGGAAAUGUGCGAACUUUCUGGAUGUUGGCGGUGGGGCGACGAAGGAGGCUUUAUCGAGGGCUUUUGGGAUUUUGAAGAAGGAUCAGAGGGUUAAGGGGAUUUUGAUCAAUAUUUAUGGUGGAAUCGUGCGAUGUGACAUGAUUGCCGAGGCGAUUGUUGCUGCUGCUACUGAGAUGGGUGGGUUUAAAUGUCCGGUCGUGGUUCGGUUGCAGGGUACUAAUAGUGAAAAGGGGUUGAAGCUGGUCGAACAAUCUGGGUUGGAUAACUUGAUUGUAGAAGCCGAGUUUGAGAAAGCUGCUCAGAUGAUCGUGAAACAAACACCCGGACUGGACUCUUAUGGUUGA